AUGGCUUCCUCAUCGACUCCUGCGACGCCACUCCUCUACUCAUGCAUCGCCCACAACACCACCAUCCUCGCCGAGUGCACCACCUCUGCCGCCUCGCAGACCUCGUCCCUCGCGUCGCUCAUCCUGCCCAAGAUCAACCAUGACACCCCUCAGAAGCUGACGUACACGCACGGCAACCACCACAUCCACUACAUCGCCGAGAGCCCCUCGGAGCACUCGUCCUCCCCGGCGGCGGGCGGGCUGACCUUCCUGGUGGUGGCCGAGUCGUCGCUGGGGCGGCGGAUCCCGUUCGGGUACCUGUUCGAGAUCCGCAAGCGCUUCCUGUCGCAGUUCCCGCCCGAGUCGACCGCCUACGACGACCUGCCCAACUACGGCGCGGGCUCCUUCAACGCCGAGCUCAAGUCGCUCAUGGUCGAGUACGGCGCCACCAGCGGCGGGCGGGACGACGCCAUCACCACCGCCCAGCGCGAGAUCGACGACGUCCGCGGCAUCAUGACCCGCAACAUCGAGGGCCUGCUCGAGCGCGGCGAGCGCAUGAUUUGCUUGGGGCUCAAGAGGGAGAUGUGGUGGAAGAACGUCAAGCUGAUGGCGCUGCUGGUCCUCGUGCUGGUCCUGAUCGUGGUGGCCAUCAUCAUUGCUGUCAAGGUCUGA
Molecule: messenger RNA, 651 nt
Organism: Diaporthe citri
Lineage: Eukaryota; Fungi; Ascomycota; Sordariomycetes; Diaporthales; Diaporthaceae
Exons: 3
Coding region: 1-651 (216 amino acids)
Source: RefSeq, a predicted model, not a curated record